Messenger RNA from Aspergillus terreus NIH2624, 2604 nucleotides. Its product is annotated as Zn(II)2Cys6 transcription factor domain-containing protein. Gene Ontology annotation, biological process: regulation of DNA-templated transcription. Lineage: Eukaryota; Fungi; Ascomycota; Eurotiomycetes; Eurotiales; Aspergillaceae. Gene Ontology annotation, molecular function: DNA-binding transcription factor activity, RNA polymerase II-specific; zinc ion binding. Bases 1 to 2604 code for a protein of 867 amino acids. The transcript is spliced from 3 exons. The record is from RefSeq and is a predicted model, not a curated record.
AUGUCUGUCCAGAAACGCGCACCGGCACGCACGCAAGGAUCCAGGAUCAGACGUCAGAACCACUCUUGCGACCAGUGCAGGAGAUCCAAGCGAGCGUGCGAUGCACAAUGGCCGAGUCAAACCCGACGAGCGUCAUUCGACAAUGUUGACAGCCGGCGGUCGCCAUGCUCCUAUUGCGCCAAAACAAACAAGCGCUGUACCAUGGAGUGGGCCCAGUCAAAGGUCCAGUCUGUGCUGAACUCGCUCAGCCAGCAACCCAAUUCCGAGUGCUUGAGUGGAGAGCCUCUUGUCCCUCCAUUUGAGGCUGAUGAGUCCUACCUCGAGGCGGGAUCUGGGACGUGGGAUGAUCUGCUCAGAUCAAAUCCCGCUCACGAGAUGAUGGCCUGGGAGCCCGCCAGGCUCGAUCUCCCUGGCUCGUUGACGACUUGUGAUCGAGUGCUGCACAAUCCUAUGCUCAGCGAUAGCGAGGCAGCUCAGGAGGCGCAGACAGAGGUGCCUGCCACAUUUACCUCUGCCCACUCGCUGUCCGAUUUCCUGCCAUCAGAGCUCUCCGAUGCCUCAGAUAUCUCAACUCAGCAGCUCUCGGACCUCGAAUUUGAUCCGAUGUGCCAUCAGAUAUGGCCAGCCUCCCGGGCUUCUCAAACGUCUCAGGCGUACAGCAACCUGCAAUCCACCUCAUCAAAAAGCCCUUGGCAACUGGAAGAAUCUGCACAGUUGUUUUCCAACAAACAAUGCUCCCGCUGGAGCGUCACCCAAUAUUCGCUCUCCCCCUUUUCAAUCGAUCAACAACUGAUCUCCACUACCAACCACCAAUUGACUUCCGCUAACUUGCUUCAAAUCUAUCAUGAUGUACUAGAGCACAAUCUAUCGUGCUGGUUGACUGAGAUGACCUGUCCCUAUCUACCAAGAUCACGAAGCCCCGCAAAAGUCGUGCCCGAAUGGGGUUCAUCCUGGUCCAACAGGAUAUACCAGCGCACAAUAAAACUCGAUCGCGUUGCACAAUCUUGCCAGCUUCUACGUCUGACACGUUCGGAAGAUCGGGCUGCAUCCAAGGCCCUGCACCUUGCGAUCAUGGCGUUUGCUACGCAGUGGGCACAGGGUAGUCAUCGUCAGCGCGAGAAAUAUUCCCAUAGAUCUCUCAAUCAUGCCGGUGAUGAAAUUGCAGAUGGUAUCACAGGCGAAUUCGACCAGAUUCUCCGGAACUACUUUUGGGACCAGGCGCAUCACGCACUAGAGCAAGUCUCCGAAGUUGAGUCAUACAGAGUGGCUUGUGCCGAACUGAUCUUCGGCCUAACACAAAGACCAUGCAAUGCCGACAACCAGUCCCUUGAACCUCAGAUAGAAGCGCGAUACCGCAAAUUUGCCAUUGACUCGGUCAUGUCACAGGUGCGUGAUAUAAUACGUAGGGAAGGGCCACCGAGAUACAUGGAGAGCGCAGCUCGAAAGAUGCACGCAUUGAAGUAUCGCUGCGAUGCAUAUGAAAAGGGUCUCGGCAAGCAGCGCGGCAGCCGAGAGAAGGACGCCCAUGGCAUUGCAGCUAUGAGCUCCGAGGAUCGAGCGACAAUCGGCCUGCUCUACUGGCUGGCCAUCAUGUUCGACACUAUCUCCUCGUCCAUGAACGAACGUCCAGUUGUUGUCGUGGAUGAGGAGUGUGAGCACGAAGCGCAAAAGGAGAAGCAGAAGAUCGCCAAAAUGGACCAAGCUCUCGUGCGAGGCCGCUGGAAUCUUGAACUUCUCAUACAAGGAAGCGUCGACAAUACGCACCAAACACACUGGCCCUGUUCCUACGAGGCCGCGGCCGAGGACGUCAUUAAGUCCGCGCCGGUCAAAGUCCUCAUCUUCCGCCACCUGUCGUACCUACAAAACGCUGUUCGCAAGGGCUCUCACGAAGGGCAUAUUGAAGACAUUAUCUCCAGUACAAUGUCACUGUAUCAUUACUGGAACAAGACUCACGGUGCCUUCUUUGGGGAACUCGUGCAGAACUACAGUGCGGUUCCGCAGCGCAUACAGGGCUGGUUUGUCUGUAUCUCUGCACACUGGCACCUUGCUGCCCUGUUGCUUGCAGAUCUCCUGGACUUCAUCGACGAGAAUGCCCUGGGGAUGGAAGACGCGACCUGCAACCGGAGGACCAGUCAAAUGGCCUGGAGGAUUCGGAAGCAUAGUGCAAGGGAGCUAUCAGACCUGGCACGAGUUGCUACGCCGCCUGACGGCGAUAUCAACUUGGGCGUGCCGCAAAUGCCAGACUUUCACCACGCUGUCAACGAAGGGACGCUGCUGACCGAGCCAUGGACCAUGCUUCUGAUCAGGGCGUUUACCACGGCUUCCACGGUUCUUCUUGGUGAAGCUGAUGAAACCUUGCGCUACGACGAGUCUACUCUUGGACACAAUAGUCAUGAUUUUGAACGCAUUAUGGAGCGGGCCGAGGACUGUGUAAAAGGGCUGUGGCUUUUGGGUAAAAAGUCGGACAUGGCACGAAUGAUAGCUGACACGCUUUCACUCGCGCUGGGAAGUUUAAGGAAUGAUGUCUUCGUGCAGUAUAGUCUGAAGGGCUGUGUUAGGGGUGACACCAUCGGAGGUCUUAUUCUGCUUGGAAAGACUUUUUAA